AUGACAUCCGUUGAGUUACAACCCUCGUCUUCUCGCUCGGCCGAACAGACCAAGCAGAUUGAGAAGAACGAAGGCUCCAAAGCCGAUAUUGACCUCGUUGAGAGCACCGGGGGCCAGGCGGCCACCUACGGCGAGUCCGUAGCGGCUCGUCUGCCCAAAGCCCAUCGCGACUAUCUGCUUGAGCGCCAUGGCACCCUUGAACUCGAUCCGAUUCCAGGCAUGGGCCCGGCAGACCCGUACAACUGGCCUGAAUGGAAGAAAAUGACCAAUCUGAUCCUGGUGGCUUUUCACGCUUGUAUGGGUACAUUUACCGCCGCAGCCAUCAUCCCGGCCUAUUCAGACAUCGCCCAGGAACUCGGCGUGGGCCUGCAGAAUGCCAGUUAUUUGACCUCGUUGCAAAUUGCCAUCCUGGGAGGCGCCCCUUUGUUCUGGAAGCCGCUGUCCAACCGCUUCGGCCGUCGCCCCAUCUUCCUCUUGUCUCUCAUCUGCAGUCUAGUGUGCAACAUUGGCUGUGCCAAAAGCACCAGCUAUGCAUCAGUUGCCGCCUGUCGGGCUCUAGUAGCCUUUUUUAUCUCCCCUGCUUCUGCUAUCGGUAGUGCUGUGGUGAUGGAAACCACAUUUAAGAAAGACCGCGCCCGCUACAUGGGUGUGUGGACGCUGAUGAUAACACUGGGUGUGCCAAUCGGUCCGUUCUUGUUUGGUUUCGUCACCUACCGUGCUGGGUAUCAGUGGAUUUACUGGAUCCUCGCUAUGAUCAACGGUGGUCAGUUCAUCCUAUAUCUCUUCCUCGGCCCGGAAACCCGCUAUGUGGGUAGUGGUAUCGGCCGUCCAGAGGCAAACUGGAGGGUGGAGUACCUGUCAAUCCGUCGAAUUGAUCCCACUCCUUUUACAUGGUGGGAAUUUGUCCGGCCUCUGACCAUGGCUCGUCACAUGUCCAUCCUCAUCCCCACCUGCGCGUAUGCCAUGGUCUUCCUGUUCGGUAGUAUCCUUGCGACCGUCGAGGUCCCUCAAUUGCUGCAGGAGAAGUUCGAGUUGAAUGCUGAGCAGCUGGGUCUUCAGUUCCUGGGUGUCAUUAUUGGUUCCGUCAUCGGCGAGCAGAUGGGUGGUAUCCUGUCCGAUUUUUGGAUGAGUCGACGCGCACGUCGUCUCGACCGCAAGCCUGAGCCAGAGUUCCGAUUGUGGUUGAGCUACUUCGGAUUCGCCCUGACCAUCAUUGGCAUCAUUGUCUUUUUGGUCUGCACGCAAGAGUCACCGGCCGGCCACUGGAACGUGACGCCCAUCAUCGGCACAGCCAUUGGCGCUGUCGGCAACCAGCUGGUGACCACCGUGAUGAUCACCUAUGCCAUAGACUGCUACCCCCAGGAGGCCGCCAGCAUUGGUGUGUUUGUCACCUUUGUGCGCCAGAUCUGGGGGUUCAUCGGCCCAUUCUGGUUCUCCCCCAUGUUCGAGAACGUCGGCAUAGCACCGAGCGCUGGUAUCGGCUCGGCGAUGGUCGUUGCCGUUAGUGUCAUUCCGACUAUCAUUCUGCAUAAGCGGGCGAAGGUCUGGCGUCGGAACGAAGUCGAGAAGUAA
Penicillium argentinense is the source of this 1572-nucleotide messenger RNA. RefSeq lists its product as uncharacterized. Bases 1 to 1572 code for a protein of 523 amino acids. NCBI's taxonomy places the organism in Eukaryota, Fungi, Ascomycota, Eurotiomycetes, Eurotiales, Aspergillaceae. Gene Ontology annotation, biological process: transmembrane transport. The transcript is spliced from 4 exons. The record is from RefSeq and is a predicted model, not a curated record. Gene Ontology annotation, molecular function: transmembrane transporter activity.